Messenger RNA from Triticum turgidum subsp. durum (durum wheat), 438 nucleotides. NCBI's taxonomy places the organism in Eukaryota, Viridiplantae, Streptophyta, Magnoliopsida, Poales, Poaceae. The record is from the annotation of a GenBank genome assembly.
AUGUCGUCGUUAUCUUCAUCGUCCGCCUCAGCCUCGGCGCUGCCGCCUCACGUGGUUGAGGACUGCCUCGGCGUCGUGCAGCUCCUCAGCGAUGGCAUGGUGAUGCGUCCCACGCGAAGCUUCCUUUCUGAUCCGCCAGUGCAUGACGUCCGCCGCGACCUGUCCGUCCAGUGGAAGGACCUUGUCUACGACGAGGCCCACCGCCUCCGUCUCCGCAUGUACAGGCCGACGACAUCCAUCGGCCUUACCGGCGGAGGCGAGAAGAAGCUUCCGGUGCUUGUCUACUUCCACGGCGGCGGCUUCUGCAUCGCCAGUUUCGAGCACCCCAGCUUCCAUGCCGUGGCCCUUUGGAUCGCCCACGACCUCCCGGCCAUCGUGCUCUCCGCGGACUACCGCCUCACCCCCGAGCUGCAGCGCCUACCCGUGGCCCACCACUGA